AUGGCGGCAAGCAAGCCUUUCGACCCCGGUCACAACGACCGGGUAACCGUCAUUCACACUAACUUCAACGGCACCAAGAUCUUGACGGGGUCCAUUGACCACCGUAUUAAGGUCUGGGACCGGGACUCCAAGACCGGAGAGAAGAAGCUGCUUGAUACGUUCACGGCGCACGACGCCGAUAUUAAAGAUGCCAAGUUCCUCUCUCCAACCUUAGGCACCCGCCUUGUCACCAUCGGCAACGACCUCAAAUGUCACCUCUGGAGCGAAGACGCAACUCAAGCGCCCCUGCAAGGCCACCGCUUCCGCCGCGUGGCAACCAUCCAAUCGACACCGCGCGUUCCUUUCGUCUCACUCGAUAUCAAGACCUUGACGACCGACCACAUCACCACCUUCCUCGCGCUGAUCGACCGUCUCGGCCUGCUCAGCAUCUACGAGCCGAGCAAUCCCGACGACAUCCGCGAGUGGACGCUCCUUGACACCUUCAAUGUCUGUGCGCCCAACGCAGUGCCGUCGCGCGGCGACGAAACGAGCUUCAAAGUCCAGUUUGACCCGAAUCCCGCCCCCCUGCCGUAUAUCAUGUCCGUGAGCGAUGAGCGCGAACAGCUCGGCCUCGUAGUGUGCGCGCUAAAUGAGGUCAAGAUCUUCCGCGGCGUGGUUCCUUCAGCCACCGGAACCGACACCGGCAGCAGCGGUGGUGGCGGGGAUGGCAGUAUCGGUGGGAUAGGCCUGGGGAUUGCGGGCGGAAGCGGCGUGUCGAGUACUGGCGGGGCGAACCAUAGGAUCAUGUUCUAUGAAGCGAUCAAACUGCCUGUUCAUCCGGCCUUGGUUAGGGAUGUGGCUUGGGCGCCGUUCAGCGUCAGAGGCACCGAUCGCAUUGCCACGGCAUGCAAGGACGGGGCCGUGCGAGUUUUCGAGCUCGGCGUCGCAGAAGGACAAAAUGCGACGGGGAAUGACAACGGCAACGGGAAUGAAGGACGAAAUGGAACGGAGCAGCAUCAGUCAGCGGCCCAGGGGCGAAGUACCGUGCAGCAACGCCAACAACACCAGUCGAGCCUCACUUCUGCCAUUACUGGGCGCCAAACUCAAGCAUCAUCGACUCAAAUAUCCAGCCAGCCCGGCGGCGCGCGCACGAACUACGACUUCGGAUACCUUACCACCCUCUCUUCCUUUACGACUCUUUCCCAAGCCCACACCGAUGCAUGGUCCGUCAUCUUCGACGGUCAAGGUCAAGUACUAUUAAGUCAGGGAAGCGAUGGUGUUACAAAAGUCUGGCGAAAAAGCGUGCUCAAUGGACAAUGGAUGGUUUUUGCAGGGCAAGAUAUCACAGAAGAUUCGGACGACUCGGAUGGAGAUGACGACGAAGAGGAAGAGGUCAACGAGAAGCUGGGCGGUCUGAACCUGUGA
Molecule: messenger RNA, 1404 nt
Organism: Cladophialophora yegresii CBS 114405
Lineage: Eukaryota; Fungi; Ascomycota; Eurotiomycetes; Chaetothyriales; Herpotrichiellaceae
Exons: 2
Coding region: 1-1404 (467 amino acids)
Biological process (GO): positive regulation of TORC1 signaling; cellular response to amino acid starvation
Cellular component (GO): nuclear pore outer ring; Seh1-associated complex
Molecular function (GO): structural molecule activity; protein binding
Source: RefSeq, a predicted model, not a curated record